AUGGCUGUCUUUACUACCCAGGAUGGCGACAAGCAGGGGGUGGCGGUGCCGGGCUCUGCACAUAUUGAAUUGGCAAACAGCGCCAUUGCCCAGCCUCCCCCAAGAGCGGACGGAAAAGCCGGAGCGGACAAUGAACAUGCAAUGACACUCAAGGACGGCGCGAAGGCGUACCCGUAUGCCAUCGCGUGGUCCGUGGUGUUCUCCAUGGCAGUCGUCAUGGAAGGAUAUGAUAUCAUUCUCGUUAGCAGCUUCCUCGCGCAGCCCGCCUUUCAAAGACGCUACGGCUCAUACUACGGGCCCGAGCAAGGCUACCAGAUAUCCGGCCCAUGGCAAGCAGGGCUCGCCAACUCCACGAGCGUCGGCACGAUCUUCGGCGCCCUGGCGAAUGGCUGGCUCUCGCAGCGGUUCGGGUAUCGGAAGACGUUACUGGGAUCGCUGGCGUUCUGCACUGGGUCGAUCUUUAUUACUUUCUUUGCUCGAAACCUGGCAAUGCUGUGUGCUGGCUGCUUCUUGUCUGGCUUGCCGUGGGGGGGGAUAUCUUGCCAACUAUGUAUGCUUUUGCUGGGCAGCCGGGUUGCUGCUGGCCUCUGGGGUCCAGCAGGCCUUCUCCACGGGCACGACGGAAUGGGCGUACAGGAUCCCAUUCGCUUUGCAAUGGAUCUGGCCGGUCCCGCUGAUCAUUUGCGUCUGGUUCGCCCCCGAGUCGCCAUGGCUGCUUCUCCGGAACGGCCAGCGUGA
Aspergillus puulaauensis is the source of this 738-nucleotide messenger RNA. RefSeq lists its product as uncharacterized. The transcript is spliced from 2 exons. The record is from RefSeq and is a predicted model, not a curated record. The coding region runs from base 1 to 738 and encodes 245 amino acids. Gene Ontology annotation, cellular component: membrane. Gene Ontology annotation, biological process: transmembrane transport; carbohydrate transport. NCBI's taxonomy places the organism in Eukaryota, Fungi, Ascomycota, Eurotiomycetes, Eurotiales, Aspergillaceae. Gene Ontology annotation, molecular function: carbohydrate:proton symporter activity.